Messenger RNA from Panicum virgatum (switchgrass), 716 nucleotides. RefSeq lists its product as uncharacterized. The transcript has 2 exons. Gene Ontology annotation, biological process: endoplasmic reticulum tubular network organization. The coding region runs from base 132 to 545 and encodes 137 amino acids. Gene Ontology annotation, cellular component: endoplasmic reticulum tubular network. Lineage: Eukaryota; Viridiplantae; Streptophyta; Magnoliopsida; Poales; Poaceae. The record is from RefSeq and is a predicted model, not a curated record.
CGCUAUUCGGUCGUCCGGCAAAUCGGCUUCGGUUUCGAGAGCCAAACCCCUGCUCAACAGCGCGCGCCGCUGAAGCCCAAUUCCUCUCCCCUCAUCGGAUCCGGCGACGAUCGCCAGAUCGAACCCGCGCAAUGGCUUCUCCAGGAGAGGCAGCGGAGAUAGUGGCAUCCGCGGCGGCGGCGGCGGCGGCGGCGGCGGCUGCCGCGUCGGAGGCGAAGGGGAAGGAGGAGAAGGAGAGGAGGGAGGGGCCUCGGGUAUUGAGGAGGAUUUGGCGGGCGCUGUUCGGCGGGCGGGGCGAGGACUACGAGAAGCGACUGCAGAACCUGUCCAACGAGGAGGCCGCCGUGCUCGCCCGCAUGCGCCGUCGGGCGCUCUUCUCCCGCCGUGGCGUCCGGAACCUCAUCGCCCUCUCCGUCCUCGGCGAGGUUGGAGCUGUAGUUUACGCAAUUAUCAUGACGAAAUCAGAGGAUCUAGAUUGGCAGAUGAGGGCUAUUAGAGUGCUGCCUGCCUGCCUAUGUUUCUUUUGCCAGCUUUAUCCUCAAUGAUGUACUCAAUACUCGUAAGCUUCACAAGGAUGUGUAAAUAUCUCAGAACUCUUGUCAGAACUUUUCAUAUUUAUCAAGUACUCGCAAUUUUUUAUUACCAGUCGAUUUUUUUUUUCAGAUUUGCUAUCCUCAGUCUUUGAGCUUUAAUACAUUGAUGACUUUCAUUUAUAA